GGCGGAGCGGCCGCGGGGCCCGGGGCUGUGCCCGCUCGCUGCCUGCCCUUGGGGUUCACCUCGUCGGGGGAAGAAGUUGUGGGGUAGAUCGGAGGUGCUCACAAGCCCGGCUGGCGCCAGGAGCAGACUUUUGGCUUUCAGUGGAUAGAUAUAUCUUAAAAGAGCAUCGUUGUUUGUUUCCGUAGGAGAAGUGGGGAGACAUCCUGAAAUCCUGCAACUGCACUGAAAGAAAACAGGGCAGUACUUGAAGGCUUGACAAAUGCAUCCCAGGUUGAAAAACUGCUGCAUUCCUCCUCCUCUUCCUCCUUUAGAAAACUGACUUCUUUAAAGAGGUAAGAGAGAAGCAAAAGUACUAAGAAAAUGCUGGGAUCAGAACGAGGUGUCGUGGAAGAAUGGUUGUCAGAAUUCAAGGCAUUACCUGAAACACAAAUAUCCAGCUAUGCAGCUACAUUGCACCGAAAAAAACCACUGGUACCAGCUCUUUAUAAGGUCAUUCAAGACCCAAAUAAUGAGCUCCUGGAGCCUGUUUGCCACCAGCUCUUUGAACUUUAUCGUAGUUCCGAAGUUCGGCUCAAGAGAUUCACGCUGCAGUUUUUGCCAGAGUUGAUCUGGGUAUAUCUGCGUCUUACUGCCAGCAGGGAUAGGCAGAGUAAUGGUUGCAUUGAAGCAUUGCUGCUUGGCAUUUACAACUUGGAAAUUGCUGACAAAGAUGGAAACAACAAAGUUUUAUCUUUCACCAUCCCUUCAUUAUCUAAACCCUCAAUAUAUCAUGAGCCCUCUACUAUUGGAUCUAUGGCUUUAACUGAAGGAGCUCUGUGUCAGCAUGAUCUCAUCAGGGUAGUUUACAGCGAUCUUCAUCCUCAAAGAGAAACCUUCACAGCACAGAACCGGUUUGAGGUGCUGAGCUUUCUUAUGCUGUGCUACAAUUCUGCUAUUGUCUAUAUGCCUGACUCUUCUUACCAAUCACUUUGUAGGAUGGGUUCCAGGCUGUGUGUGAGUGGUUUUCCACGGCAGCAUGAGAAACGCUGGAAAGAACACUGUGGUAGAGUGGUGUUAGACCCUGACUUCAUGGUGCAGCUGCUCACAGGUGUCUAUUACGCCAUAUACAAUGGUCAGUGGGAUCUUGGCCAGGAGGUAUUGGAGGACAUAAUUUACAGAGCACAGCUUGAACUCUACUCACAGCCUCUGCUGGUUGCAAAUGCCAUGAAGAACUCACUGCCCUUUGAUGCUCCUGAUGCAUCGCAAGAAGGCCAGAAGGUACUGAAAGUAGAAGUUACUCCGACAGUGCCGAGGAUUUCUCGGACUGCUAUUACAACAGCUUCUAUCCGUCGUCAUCGCUGGAGGAGAGAAGAUGCUGAAGGUGUAAAUGGAAGAGAGGAAUCUGUGAACCUUAACGAUGCUGAUGAAGGAUUUUCAUCAGGAGCUUCCCUCAGCAGCCAGCCAGUUGGGACCAAACCUCUAUCAUCUGUAUCCCAGAAGGGCAGCUUAAGGAAAACAGCAAGUGGGCGUUCUGCUAAGGAUAAAGAAACCUCUUCUGCAGCAAAAUCCAAUGAGAGCCCUCGAGAUUCAGUAGCACGGAAGCAGUACAUGCACCAAUCCACUGACCUUGGUGCGGAUAUCAUUGAGAUGACACCUACUAAGAAACAUCUCAGCCUGCCUGCUGGGCAGGUGGUGCCAAAAGCCAACAGUUUGAGCCUGAUCAGGACCGCCAGUGCUUCCUCCAGUAAAUCAUUUGACUAUGUGAAUGGCAGUCAAGCAGGCUCCAGUGUUGGAGCUGGUACAGAGGGUGUUACCAAUCUAGCAGCUGGCAACACCAAUCGGUUUUCAACUAUCAGCCUACAGGAGGACCGACUAGGCCAAGCUGGGGAAGGUAAAGAUCUCCUUCCCCCAGGAGCUCCCCUAACCAAGCAGUCUCGAUCUCCAAGUUUCAAUAUGCAGCUGAUAUCCCAGGUGUAACUUUGACUCCCUUCCCUAGGACUCCCUCUUUCCCAUUAAUCCCCAAGCAAGUUCAUCCUUAGCAAAACGUGAACCAUCAUCCCGCAGUGUGAAAAUACUGACUGUUGUGAUCUUGUUUGAUUUGGUUUAGCUAUCAUACUGUAUUACUGAAACAGCAAUAAUUCUUCCCUCACUUUCAUCCUCCCCACCCUCCCCCUUGUAAACAUGGUUGUGAAGCAGUAUAUAAUGUACUGUAUGCCUUUUUCCAUGCCUUCCUUUCUCCUUGGGUGAUGUGCAAUCCAUCGUAGGCUGAUCAGUCCCAUUUCAACACUGUGAGACUGGAGACACCGGCGGAAAUGGUGAAUGUGAUCCCUAUGAGAUGAUGCUUUGGCUUUGUUAAGAAAUAGAAACGGGUUUGUUUUCUCGGUCUACAGUACUGCAAAGACUACUGGAUCAUGACUUUUCUUUCUCAGAACCAGGAGUGCCUCAGAGAUUCUAGUGUGACUUUGGACCUCUCUGAGUUUGUGCAAUCAAUUCUGGGGAGGGGGAUUGUCAUUGCUGCUCCUGGCUGCCUACAGCACUUUUUUCAUUAAAAUGAGGGUAGUUUUUUCUUGCCUGCCCCCAGUCUCUCAUCCCAGAAGCUUUUGAUGUUCAGCAACUGAGACAUGCAUAUUAACAAGUUUUCCCUCAGAGAGAGGAUUCUAAGUAGAUAAUGUAGGUUACAAUGCACUUCUAAUGGCGUUGUAGCCAUAUGUAAUGUUACAUGUCUUCCCCUCCAGGACACAGGGUCAUUCUGCAUAUAGACUAAAAUUUAGAUAACACCAUGCUGUUAAAGCAAUUUGGUUUGUCAGUGGAAGGGAAGCGCUGCUUUCCCAGGAACUAAUGGCUAGCUCUGCUCCAUUUUUGUUGUUGCUGUUGUUCUUGUGAGGUGCUGAUCACUGAAUUGAAAGGUGUAUUCGGGUAAAGAGUAUUUCUCAGGCUGCUUUCUAUGGUAUCAUGGCUGUUGGACACCCUCGCCCCUCUCAGCUGCUUUCUCAGUGUCCCUGAAUUCAAUCAUGGAGCCAUUUUGAGGAAUCCUGCAGUGCAGACAGAUCAUACUCUUAAGGGGCUGUCUCAGGGAUAGAGACAAUAGUUUGCUAGAAAUGCUGAAGCUUCAAUGUGAAAUGCUUUUCUAGAAACACCGUUGGCACAAAGGGGUACUGACAGUCCUUUUUUCCCAGAAGGAUCACGCUUCAUUGCCUUGGUAUUUAUAAUCCGUUGAGGUUUUUUAGCUCUUGUUUUAGUGGAUUGGCCCUACUCUAGGAAAUUCAGAACUCAUGCCAUUGAGCCAAGCCUUGAAUGUAUAUGACUGGUGUAUGGGCACUGGCUGGUACUUAUGCUAGAGAAUACUGCUUAAAAGCACAUUUCUGGUUACACAUGAGAAUGUUUGUCAUUCUCUCUCUGUCUAUCUUUUUUUGGAUUGCUAGAGAGAAAAGGGGAAAGUUCAUCCUCUAUGCUUAAUUCAUGUAUGAUAUCCUGGAAGUUUACAAAUUGUAAACCCACAGGAAAGAGUUACGAUCUUUAUGUGGGCACUUUGGUUUCACUGUCACUGUGAAGGAUAAACAUAAGCAGUUAUAAAUAGCUGGCUAUCUUUGAAGGAUAGUCUUUAAGAAAUUCAGGACAAUAACAUUGUGUUGCAUUGCUGGUAGGUGGUUUUGGUAUUGGUGGUUUUUUUGCUUUUGUAUCUCUUUAUUUCAAAUAGAACUUUUUUUUCAAGUUUACAUUAAAAUACAUUUAAAUAUUUGAAGUUUUUUUGUGGUUUGACGAGUAACUUUGGUAGUCUAGUCUUCAUAUCUUACAUUCAUAAAGUGAAUUAAACAGCAUCUGGACUGAUGCAGAAAUUCAGUUAAAGAGUAAAUAGAAUCAUCAGAAAUAAAGAAAACCUUACAGUUUCUAAAUUGAAAUCAAUCUUUAUGGAGCACUGGAUGGAACUAAGGCAAAGUUGAGAUUAAGCUAUGAGGCAUUUUUUGUAAAGAUGUCAAAAGCUGUCUAUGGUUAAACUCUUCCUUAUUUUAUAAAGUUUUGCUAGUGGAGACAAUUGGUAAGUCGUGGCUAAAGGUACAAAGUUCAUAUUUUGUAGAGACCAUCACAAAGGAAAUUUUAUUAAAGAACCAUCACUGUAAAUUGAAAAGGACAAAAUAAUUUGCUUAAAUCUUCGGGAAAGAAAAGGUCAGGAGUGUCAGCUAAUUUUUUAAGAAUUACUUUAUUUUUUUGUUUUAGUAUUUUUUAAAAGUAGAGUUGUUUAUUAGCAAGGUUCUCUACUUUUUACAUUUACCAUUAUAAGCAUUCCUCCAGAAGUUUUAGGACACUUAAAUUGGCAUCAGGUCAAAUUUUAAUUUUUUAUUUUUUUUUUAAAUAUUCAUAUGUGUGGGGCCCCACGCUAUUAAACAAUUUCAGGAAAGUGAGACAGCUUAGUGACUUCAGAUAGGGAAGUCAAGUGUACAUGCAUAAACUCGAAUUGGUUAAAACUUUAGUCAAACUACCUUUUAAGAUAUUUUUACAGUUCUCAUUUUGAUGAUGUGCCUUUUGUUAUCGUUUCAUCCACUGUAUUUUGGUUUGUGCUUGUGUAUAUAUACCUACCCCGUAUAAGGCUUUUUGAAGAAUUCAAAUUUAUCCCUGUAAAAAAAGAAAUUUUUUUUUUUUUGCUAUGUGCUAAUGUGGUACAUCUAUAACGUCUCAAAAUUACCCUUUUAGUGCAAUGUUUCAGUUGUGGGAUCUUGUUUUGUCAUUUUUAAGACAAGUACUGUUCAACAUCUAUCUUAUAAAAUGAGUCAUCACUAAUAUCUACAAACCAGCUGUAAUAACAGGCUUUGCCAGUGCUGUGUAUCCUGUUUAUCAUUAAUGCUUCUAGAUAUGUCUUAAACUAUGCCAAGGUGCGUUAAGAUCAUAGCGAAACUUUAUACACUGAAGUUCAGUACACUUCAAAGUACUGUGGCAGAAAUAAAAUUAGAAGUGUCUGGGAUAUGGGUUGAGGGAAUAAUCUGCUGGCUUUCUGAUUAUAUAUGCUAAGUACUAAAUACUUAAAUUUUCUGAUGCCUGUGACAAAUCUUUAGACUUAAAUCUCUUUAUCCUGAAUUCACGCUGCUGUGUCUUGUUUUAGAACAUUUGGUACUUGACAUGAGGCACUAGUAUUUCAGUGCAACUGCAGCAUUAUAAAAGAAGGUCUAAAAGCAGAACACUAUGAUUUUUCCCUGUAUAUGUGCACAUGCAUGUGCAUACAUGUAAUUCUUAGGUGAGGAAGUGUGGGUACUAUAUUUUGAUGUAUACAUACAUGUCAGUAGGGAUAAAUUAAUUAUUCCUUGAUACAGUUUUUACCACAUCACAAUAUGCUGCCAUCUUGCAACUAUUUUUUGUUGGGCUUUAUGAUUUUAAGAAAAUAUAAAAUGUUGGGAUUGCUAACUCCACCUUGAUUAUCCUUUUCAGGGGUUUAUUGUGAGAGGCUUUUGGUUGAAUGAUGAGCCGUUUUUUCAUACUGCAGGCAGCAAAGUGAUGAAGUAAAAAUACCUAUUAAAAUGAAUGUUUUAAGAUGACAGUUUAAAUUGCUGUAAUAUCCUUUUAGUUUUUGUUUGGAGACUUUGUAUGUCACUGUCCAUUUUAAAUGCAGAUUUCUUUGAACAUCCUUUCUGAUGUGAAUUUGGGAAAGUUUUUUGGCAGCAUACUUCAUUCUGUAAUGCUGAACAUCAUGUUGCAGCCAGUAAGCGUUAGAUCUAGUAUUUGUAGUUUGCAAGUGUGUUGGUCUUAAAUACAACAUUUCCAACAUAGUCCUGCUAGCUUUAACAUAAUGAAAAUUACCUGUUUUAACAUCAAAAUAGCGAGGAAAAAAAUUGUUUUCUGACAAAGUAUUUAUUUGCACUACUUAUGAAUACUGGAGUUUACUGGGACAGGGUUUUUUCUCACCAUGUGAGGUUUACUUGUGUGUGGGUAGGUACAUACAUUUGUCACGUGUUGACAAUCAAUUGCCUCAACUGUGUGUAUACUGUAUGUAAAUAUGAACAUAUUUUUCAAGAUUAAGGGGGAAACCUGCAUCUAGUGGUGGUAAAGCUACUCCGUAGUAAGGUGACCCCCACUCUAACCCCUUUUUGUCUCCAGAUACUAUGUGGUUUGUUUUACUUCUUUAAUGAAGAUUAUUAGUGUUCUUGGAAAAUUUUAGGUCCAGGGAAAUUUUCCUCAAUAUUUAAUGUAUAACAUGUUCAGAGAAUUAUAUUUUGAAAAAUUAAUUUUGGAAUAGAUAUGCUAUGGCUGUAUUUUAACCUAAGAGUUUAAACGUGUCCUAUUUUAUCAUGAACCAAUGGCUAUCUCUUUUUAAGUGUUCAGCAUUUUAACUUCGGUCACAAACCAGAAUUUUUUGUUUAUCUUGGCUUACAAAUUUAAUUUGAAGACUAAGUGAGAACCGAGAAUAACUUUUUGAGUAAAAUAAUAAAAAUCAAGCAGUACAGACUAGGUAGUGUACUCAUAAUCCUGGAGGAGGUGUGGAAACUAUAGUGGAACAUGUUUGAAUGACAUGUAUGUACUGCACACAAAACAAAAAGAUGUUUGUGCUGUUAGUAAAUCUAAUAAUCUCAUCCUUAAAUUCUGCAGUUCUUUCAUUGCCAAAGAUAUUGCUACCUUGGCAUGUUUAAUAUAGCAUUAAAGCCAUUAGCUAGGUCUCAUUUGUAACAACCGUCUACAUCAUAGGCAUAGUUUCCAUCAGAAGAGUAAACAUGCCCAUUUUUUUAUUUAUUUAAAUUUCUUGUUUAGGAUAAUUGCAGGAAUACAGUUGCAAAAUAUCAUUCCUUUCCAAGCAUGGUAAGCGAAGAAGCCAGAUCCUUUGUACUUGCAUUGCAUUUGUGGUUUAUAUCAAAUCAUUCAAUCUCUUAUAUUUUCUUCAGUAUUUUAAAUGCUGUUUAUUUCUAGCAUAUGGGCCUUAAUCUCUCUUGAUUAUUUUUUUAGUUUGUUUUCCCACUGGCACUCAGAUAAACUUUGCUGUGGAAAGCUUUUCUGUAGGUGUUCAGGGUAACAGAUCAUGACAUGGAUGUUGUGUUAGUGAAUACAUGUAUCAGUCUGUCAAAAUUUACAUUUUCAAAACCGUCUGAAGAGCCAAAAUACUCACCUGCCUCUUACACAGUGGUGGAAGACAAUGGAGAGCUGUGAGCAACUUGGUUUGUCAGUAGUUCCUCAAAAUAAGCAGUAAGUGGAUUUUGCAAGACUGAUAUGCAUGAGGAUUUCCAUGUAGUUUUUAGGAAAUUUUAUUUAAAAUAAAACAAAUCUUGGAUCAAGUUUUCAAAACAUAACAGCUAACCAUUUUAGAUAAACUUGCCUAGUAAGUUUGGCAAGUGUCAAGGCCUGUGACAUUAAAAGUUCAGAAGCAAGCUGUAGAAGUCUAAGGGUACCUUACAGCUUCCAGAAAUGGAUUUAGUAAAAAUCUGUCCCAUGAUAUUUGUCUGUAUUUGAGAUUUAAUGAAAAAAUUUCAGUGUUUGCUUCCAUUCUUCUAUUUAUUUUUCUCUAGGCUACCUCCCCCUGCCCCAAUUUUUAUUUUUACUGUGUUCACCAGAUCUUACCAAAGGUAGUAUCUGAGGGACCAAAUGAAGUUCAAAUGGGUCCAUAAAUUAUCCCUCCUACCAUAAAGGAUUACUAAGCUAUUCCUGUGAGGAGCUGUUGAUGGGAACAGAUGUAUAGUAAAACUUUGUGUCUGUACAGUAAAACCUUGCCCUACAUUUUAGCUUGUGCAUGAUGAGCAAAGUGAUGAGAUCAAGUUUUAUUAACCAAUUACUUGGUUGUGAGCUCCCAGUGUUUUACAGUGAGAUGUAAGCAAUUUAGAGUGGAGUAUCUUUGCAGUCUGCUAGAACUCUUUAAAGUGAUUUAAAUUUUGACUCUUGAAAAGAUGAUUAAUCACUCAUUAAAAUGUGGUAUGGAAUUCACACAGGUUUUUGGGUUUAGAGGGUAAAAUGGUCAGGGGAGAUUUCUAUUUAGGAGUAUCUCCUAGUGAAGUGACUCUAUGGUGCUUUGUCAUGGACACUUCCUUACAAAUCGGUAGUGGAUCCUGUGUGUUUGAGUCCUCAUCCUCCCCAGAACUGAUCAUAAUAAAGAAAAAAGAAGUAAAAUAAGGAGGACUUGGGAGUGACAGAAAUACUGGCUAUUGACACUGUUCUUUCUGUCCAGGCAGUUGUUGUUGUUGUGCUAGACUUUCAUGUUAUUAGUUUAUGAAAAAUGCAAGUAGUAAUAAUUUUGUGGCUUCAAGUAUACAGUAGAUGUGAGUUAACAAUGACUCAGGAUAAACCAACUUGUCAAAGUAUUAAUAGAUUCCUAGUACUAGGGUGUGUCUGUGUGGUUUUGUGUGCCAGUGUUCAAUGAUUACUUUGAAACAAGACUUCUUACUGUUUUCUUGCAGAGAGUGAGUACUUUUGGGAUGGAUAUUACUCGCUGGUUAUUUAUGGAGAAAUACCAUGAGAUUAAAUAAAACUGAGUCAUUUUAACAUUUUUUUCCAUAUCGAAGAUUCCAGGAAAAAGCUAAUAAAGAUUUUUAAUAGUUAAAUCAGAUACUCUUAAUACAUUUUAGACUUACUAUGGUAGCUUUUAUUUGCUAUUAAAAAACCCAACAACUAAAUUGAGGUACCCCAUGCUGCAUUUUUUAAAUUUGUAAUUCCUGUACUUUACAAUGAAUCUUCUGAUCUGUUUUUGUCCUUCUAAGAAUGCAGGAUAUGCUGUCAAUUUUACUAGCAAAAAGAAACAUUCUGCAAGGGUUAAAAGAUUAUUUUCUUACUUUUUUCUGUCAUACCAGGUUUGUUUCUCUGAACUAAGGUUUCUGAGGAUUUUUACUACUUUAGCAUUAUGUAAUCUUAUCUCUGUCAUGGAAGGAGCAUAAGCAGCAAGUAGCCCACUUCUUGUGGACGAACAGCUUAGGCAAAAGGAUGCAGAUUGGUGGUGCGAGCCCUCUGCUCUUCACCAGGACAGCCCUGUGUGCUGGUGUGAACCCCAGACGUUCAAGAUUCGGUACUGGUGAAGGACUAAACCGAACGGGUUUUUAAUAACUGCGACCUCUGCUGUACGAUGUCCUUUUAACCUGGGACCAGGGAAAAUCUUCGUUCUUAGACCUGAAGAUGGCACGUAUUGAAGAUCAUGUUAUUGGUGCAUGUAAGCCAUUAUCUUAACUGUCUUACUGAGCUGGUUAAUGCUGUUGACUGUUGUUGAAAUGUGAAAUGUAGUUACUAUUGACUUUGUAAAUACCUGCCAGAGAUGAAAUAUAAUUAUUUUAAAUCAUUGUAAAUAGAGAUGUAUAAAACUCGA
This is a messenger RNA of Egretta garzetta (little egret), 9238 nucleotides long. RefSeq names its product family with sequence similarity 126 member B (gene HYCC2). Gene Ontology annotation, molecular function: DNA replication origin binding. The record is from RefSeq and is a predicted model, not a curated record. The transcript is spliced from 12 exons. Gene Ontology annotation, biological process: phosphatidylinositol phosphate biosynthetic process; DNA replication; protein localization to plasma membrane. Gene Ontology annotation, cellular component: nucleus; nuclear origin of replication recognition complex; plasma membrane. Lineage: Eukaryota; Metazoa; Chordata; Aves; Pelecaniformes; Ardeidae. Bases 361 to 1956 code for a protein of 531 amino acids.